AUGAGUGACUCUUUCAUUCAUGUCAAUCCUUUGACGGCGCCUUCACAUAUUAGUAAAUUGUAUCGAUUGUUAGACUUACGUAAUGAUGAAGGUUCAAACGGCAUUGUGAAUUCUAAUUUGGGCUUAAUUAUUCAUUGGCCCGAAAUUGGAUGCUAUGAAAAUGCUUCAAAUUAUUCUUCUCCGAUUAAGAGGAAUAUGGUUAAUUUACAUAGAUACUUAACAAAACUUACCGAUCAUCAGAUGUGUUUUAUGAGCUAUAAAGAUUUAGAAAAUUUUAAUCUAAAUUUAGAAAAUUCUUAUAAUAACUCUGAUGAUGAUGAUUAUUAUGAUGAUGAUGAUGAUGAUGACUAUAGAUUUGAAGUAAAGAAUAGCCAAAAAGAAAAAGAUGAUGUCAAAAUUGAUGACGGAUUUAAGGUGAAUCUGCCUAACAAAAUCAAGAUCGAAAUUAAUAAUCAAAUGGAAGAUGGUGUCCCAUUAAAUCCAAUAGAACAGUUUCCAGAUGAUCUUAAAACUAAAUCGCAAGAUCGUUAUUUACGUAUUGAUCGUAAUAGGAUGGAUAUAAAAGCAUUGAAAUUACUUGUCAAACAUGGAUUAAACAUGGGUGAACUUUUAGUUCCACUGCACGAAGCACUAUCCGUUGCUAAAAUGCAAAAUGAAAUGAGGAAGAUUCAAAGAAAAAGUGCUAUCGAUGAAGAUAUUAGUAUCAUUCAACAAAUGACAUCAAUAAAACUACGUUCUUUUGAGAGCAAUUUUGACAAACGUAAUAUACAAGAAAGUUCAUUAUCACAGACAAAUUUGGGCGAUACGGAUUUCGAAAGAAUUCGAACAAAAUAUCCCGAAAUAGAAAAUCAAAUUAAAGAAAAGAUUAAAAUUAACUCAAAAAAUUGGAAAAAAAUGAAAAAAAGGUAUAAUUUAACAUAUACCUUUAUUGAGGAUAUACUGGAAAAAGCCAACGAAGCAGGAGAAAAUGAUGAUGAAAUAACAGAAUAUGUAGCAAAUAUUUUUCGUAAUAUGUUCAUUGAUGACGAAACUGACUUAAAAAAAUUUCUUGAAAAAUAUACACAACAAAUACAAUCAAAAUUUAAUUGGAUACUUUAUGAUUCUAAAAUCGAUAAGGCAAAGCGAUGGGUAUUUGGCGAUCCAUAUAUCAAUGAAGCAAAACAAAAGACCAAAGAUAAAUCAGAUGAAGAAUUUAUUCAAGAACUCAUAAAUUUUGAAUUAUUUAAAGGAUAUGAUGAUAUUAAAGAAUUGGUUAUAAAUAAUUUCUUUAAAGAAUAUAAUAGAUGGAAAAAAAAUGAUUUUCUUAAUAAUCUUCAAGAAUUUUUGAAUAAUAUCCGAAAUAACAUACUAUUAGAAGAUAAAUUAAAGCGAGAAUAUGAAGAAGAAAAGAAAAUAAUUGAGAAAGAUAUGUUUGACAAAAUAUGUAAUGAAAUAGAAGCUAAAUAUAAAGAUGGUUCUAUGCGAUUAAUUGUGUUAGAUGUAAAAAAAUCAUUUGCAUGCUUUAUGGUUGAAUAUGAUAUUGAAGAGCUUCAACCAAACCAACUGCAGAUAACUAUUUAUGAAACAGCAUUAAAAGAAGAAGAUAAGCUUCGGAUUCAUGAAAAUGAUUCCCAUAUUCCAUGUCCAAUUUUACUUUCUAACAUGGAUCAAUAUGGUAUAUCAUUUCGUAUUGAUUUUCAGAACUAUAAUUUUAAAAAGAUAUCUCAAUUCGAUAAUCGUAAAUUUCUUCUUGUGCUUUAUAAUAAAAAAAUACAAAGAAUCGAAAUAUUCUUUGAUACUGCGCGACAAUUGGCACAAAAUUUUAAAUCACAUUUGACUAUUAAACCAUUUAAAAUAUUGAAUAUAGAUGAAAAUUUUAUUAUUGCAAUUAAUGAGCCAAAAGGGUUCCUCGCAAUAUAUAAUACGAAAGAAGUUAAGCUUGAUGUAUUUUCUUUUGAUGAUAAUCAAUCAAGAUUAUAUGGACACUAUGCAAAUAUUCAACUAUUGCAAUGGUAUAAUAAUAGUAUACCGAACAUUAAAUAUUUUCUAUUCAUCAAAGAUACUGAGGAACUAUGCUUUGUUGAGAAUGAUGGACGAGCACGUACUUUUAAUCUCAUAACUCUACAAUUCCGACCAGCAGCUUGUAAUUUUCCACGUAAAUUGGUAAAUGUUCUAAGUUCUACCGAUGGUUCUUGUAUUAUGGUAUUUGCGAAAGAGCAACGCGACUACAAUAAUGAUAUUAAAGAAAUUAAUCGUGUUUACGUUUAUUUUUCCAAAAAUUUUGGAGAUCCUGUUAGUAAAGUUAUUGAUUUACCAUCAAGUUUUAAAUCCUUGGAAUCUCUUCAAAUUUCCUGUAUCAAUAACCGACAGACUCAUUUGAUCUCACUCGAUUUACAGAAUGGGUGUUUGAAUUCUUUAUUAGUCAAAAUUACUCUUGAAAAAGCUCAAUUUCGUUUCCAAAAAUGCAUGCGAAAAAAGUCACCUAUAUUUCAGAGAACAAACCUAAAUGAUCUUAUUAAUGCCUAUAAAUUAACGUUUGAAAAAUAUCCAAUUGAUAACUGUAUCGAUUCUAAGCAAAAUCGUCCUCUUUGUUUGAAAAUAGUUCUCGAUAUUGAUGAUGAUGCUGUUGAAGAUUACGGCGAAAAAUUUGAAGAAUAUAUCAUUAAGAUGUUCGAAAAUUUGAAACAUUCCACAAAAAAACCCGCAUCAAUUCUAAAAAAGUUUUCUACAUCAGUGAUUACAUUUCAGGAACUUGAUGUUGAAGAUGCGAAUUUUCAGAAGAAAUUUUCAUCAGAAUAUCAAUUAGGCGAAUGGAUUAUUCAACUUUGUUGUUUAAUUCCUAUACAAAUUGCUGUAACAAGAAAUAAUUUAUUUCAACCACUUAAAGAUGGAUUAUCUUCGAACGAAAAUUAUUUAAUUGAACUUGAAGAUGAUAAUCAUGUAGACAUUAUAUCAAAAAAUAUAUCUUUUGGAUGGUAUGAAGGAAUCUUCAAGCAUUUUGGUAAUAAAAAAGUAAAAGUUAUUUCAAUCAUGGGCGAACAAUCGUGUGGGAAAUCAUUUAUGCUAAACCAUAUUGUUGGAACUACAUUUGGAUCAGCAAUGCUAAUUUGUUUUCAGCGUUGUACUGAAGGCGUAUGGAUGUCAUUAGUAAAUACACAAGAAUGUGUCUAUGUUGCGCUCGACUUUGAAGGAUUAAAUUCUCUUGAAAGAACUCCACAAGAAGAUAUGUUUUUAGCACUUUUUAAUACAGUUGUUUCAAAUCUUAUUUUUUUUAAAAAUCAAUUUGCUAUAAAUAGAGAUAUAUCAAUGUUUCAAAAAUUUCAAGAUGGUUCAAAAUUUUUUGAGUCUGAUCCAAAUAUAUUCCAGGCAAGACUUUGUGUUAUCAUUAAAGACGUGCCUAAAUUAGAUAGAGAUUAUAUUACUAGAGAAUUUCAAUCGAGAGUUGAUCAACUAUUUUCAGAGGAAGUUGAAGAUAAUUUUAUAACAAGAAUGUGUGGAAAUGGAUUGGAUAUUAUAUCUUGGCCAGUUCUUGGUGAUAUCGCAUGGUUUAAAAAGUUAUUUAUAUUUAAAACAAAGCUGGAUAAACUAGAAACUAAAUAUGAAAAUGCAAGAGCUUUCUUGCAAAAUACAAAAGUAAUCAUGGCUAAAUUGAAGAUAUGUGAUUGGGGUUCAUUGGACGAAAACCUCAUACAAAUUCGCGUUGCAACAUUAAAAAGAUUAUUUCCAAUUGCUGUUUCUUAUGGUAUAGAACAAAAAGAUUCUAUCAUUGAACACCUUAUGAAUCACGAUUCUGGAAAACCAAUUGAUGACCCAAUAAUUAACUUAUGUGACGUUUUGAAUAACUUUGAAAAAUCAACUAAAUUAUUACCAGACUCUAAUAUCUGGUUAUAUGAUAAUAAAUAUGAAACUUGUAUCCAACUUUCUAAUAUUUUAAGAAACUAUUUUGAAGAAAUUGUACAACCUCGAAGAGAAUCAUCUAAUGACAAUGAAUGGUUUUCUAGCCUUGAUAGAUUCUUUAAGAAUAUUAUUGCUCGUCGAACUUCACGUGUUCAAAAUUGGUAUAUGCAAAAUACUGCCAAUUUUCCACAAGAUAACAGUAAUGUUGUUAAUGGAAAGUAUGAAAUGGAGCAAGAAAUAAGCAAACUCUCACUCCUAUGGACCUUGUGUGGAUUAACAUGUCAUCAAUGUGGUUUGAAAUGUGUCAAAAAUCGUGAUCACAAAGAAAACCAUGACUGUUUAACUGAUCAUAAGUGUCAUUUUUCUUGUCACUUUACUGAAGCUCACAAAGAUAUAAUAAUCCCAGAAUGUAGUCACAAAGCUGGACAUGAAGGAAAACAUGCUUGCGAUAAAAUAAGUCAUUUAUGUGGUAAACCUUGUAGUCUUAUUGACAAGCGUAAUUGUCAAAAGGUUUGUUCAAAGAAAAUCGGACAUGAUGACAAUGAACAUUUAUGUCAAUCAAAACGUCACUAUUGUGGAAAAAAUUGUACAUUAUCAUCAUAUACCCAAAAAGGAGAUUAUCAAUGUCUAAAUAAAUGUAUUAUGUCAUAUGAAGAAGAACAUGAUUUGCAUCUUUGUGAGAAUACAAUUUGUCCAAUUCAAUGUCCAAUUCCGAAUUGCAAAGAAAGAUGUCAAAGUGAUGAUCAUUUUCAUGCUUUUUCUGACCUACAGGUCAAUCAUUUUUGUGGGAAUGAGCAUCAAUGUCGUGAAUUAUGUGAAGAUAAUGGUAUAUGUCAAGUGGUAACUAAACCUAAAGAGCAAGAAGAAAUUUAUGAAGGUUUAGUCAAAGAAACUUCCAUUACAUUUACAAAGUAUAUUCAGUUAAGUGAAAGAUUAAAAUGUAAUAAAAAGAUUCCUCCAAAUGAAUUUAAACAUACUGGAAAACAUACGCAUAAGGAAAAUGGAUUUCAUUAUUGUGAUGCAAAAUGCCAGUUUUGUGAAUAUUAUUGUACGUUACCCUAUGGACACACACUACACACUCAUGACACGGGACAUGGAAUUAUGACUCAAACUGAAUUCACAGGAGAAGAUAAUGUGUUUGAAUAUGCAGGAUCUCUAAUUGUUAGAUAUAAAUUAAGAGUUGGUGAUCAAGGAACAUUUGUUCUUUGCAAUUUAUUCUGUAAAGGUUUAGGCAGACAUCGUCAUAUCGAUUAUUGUCAAAAUGUAAUUAAUUGCAAAGAUGAAAAUCAAGGCCGAGAUAUACAACACAUUAAUGAGAAAGUUUUGCCUAAUCCUGAUAAGCCAAAAGAUUUCAUUUCUCACAAACUUUUCUGGAAGAGAACAGGCUUCAAAGAUCCUUAUUCCGUUCAAGAUCAACAAGAAUUUGAAAAAUGUGAUUAUGAAUGUCCCGACGAUGAGAAUCUCUCUUAUUCUAAUAAUGAAUUCUAG
Messenger RNA from Rhizophagus irregularis DAOM 181602=DAOM 197198, 5364 nucleotides. NCBI's taxonomy places the organism in Eukaryota, Fungi, Glomeromycota, Glomeromycetes, Glomerales, Glomeraceae. The record is from RefSeq and is a predicted model, not a curated record.